ACCAAGCACGGAUUUGCGCCGACGACGACGACUUCUCACACCCAACGCUCCACCCUCCUUCCUCGACAACACCGACAACAUGUCUGCCGUCCAGAGCGUCCAGUGCUUCGGCAAGAAGAAGACCGCCACUGCGGUCGCCCACACCAAGCAGGGCAAGGGCUUGAUCAAGGUCAACGGCAAGCCUCUGUCGCUCGUUGAGCCUCAGAUCCUCCGCUUCAAGGUCUACGAGCCUCUUCUCAUCCUCGGUCUCGACAAGUUCGCCGACGUUGACAUCCGCGUCCGCGUCCGUGGUGGUGGUCACACCUCGCAAGUCUACGCCAUCCGUCAGGCUAUUGCCAAGAGCAUCAUCGCCUACUACCAGAAGUACGUCGACGAGCACAGCAAGAACCAGCUCAAGCAGGCUCUUGUCGCCUACGACCGUACUCUCCUCGUUGCCGACAACAGACGCUGCGAGCCAAAGAAGUUCGGUGGUCCAGGUGCCCGUGCCCGCUACCAGAAGUCUUACCGUUAAGCGGUACGAUUUUCAUGGAGUUCACGAAUCAAAAAAGCGCUGGUGUUUGGUUUUGCUGCUGCAUGACUUGGGUUACUUAUGGCCCGUGAUGCCCUGACGGAUACCCAUAUACGGCUUCUGGGGAGGCUAUAGAGUAGUAGUGCCGAAGCUCCAUACCAUUGAGCUCGAGCAAAAGAAUCAAGACAAUUCAUCCCAGCGAUUCUACUUCCUGUGCAGUUCUUCUCACUU
This is a messenger RNA of Cercospora beticola, 739 nucleotides long. It is a transcript of the gene RPS16A, whose product is annotated as 40S ribosomal protein uS9. NCBI's taxonomy places the organism in Eukaryota, Fungi, Ascomycota, Dothideomycetes, Mycosphaerellales, Mycosphaerellaceae. The record is from RefSeq and is a predicted model, not a curated record. Gene Ontology annotation, cellular component: ribosome; cytosolic small ribosomal subunit. Gene Ontology annotation, biological process: maturation of SSU-rRNA from tricistronic rRNA transcript (SSU-rRNA, 5.8S rRNA, LSU-rRNA); translation. Gene Ontology annotation, molecular function: structural constituent of ribosome; RNA binding.